AGGAUUCAGGGAUUUGUUUUAAUUAAUUAAUUUAUUUAUUUUUUUUGCGUAAAUCAUGGUAUUUGUUUGGAAACUAAAUAAACAAUGCUCUCUGAUGGAGUCGACUAAUUCACAAAGAUGAGACUCGGAGGGAGUGAUCGACAACAUUCAAUGGUUCUUUGGUCCCCUCAGGUGGGACAAAGUCCGAUAAGCUGCACAAGUCUCACCCACUGAGCCCGAGAAGCGGUCACCUUCUGAAAUGAUGUCUGGUGGCGACGUGCGUGGUGCGCCAGCGUGCGUGUGAGUGACUGACCGAUAGCCUUUCUGAGAAAGAGAGAAAGAGCCUGGAUAUAAACAGCAGCCGGGAUUUCAGGCAGCGACAGCCAGACACUCACCGGCUCUCUCCCAGCUACUCACACCCAUGCAGGAUGCCCGGAGAGCGCCGGAGAGUCCUGGUCCAGCUCAGCCCGAGUUCAUGACGCUCUGGGCGGUCUCGUCAUGCGUCUCUUGCCCGAGCCCAGUGCCCAGUCCCUCCGACUCCUCUUCCUCUUUAUCUUCGUGAUGGGGGUGGCCCCUUCACCGGCUCUCACUGCCGGUUGCCCUGACAGAUGCGUGUGCGACGACCAGCUGGUGGUCCAGUGCGCUGGCCAGGAUCUUACCCAGUUUCCCAAUGACCUCCCCCUGGCCACCCGGCAGCUCAUAAUCUCGAACAACCGCAUCGGGGACCUACCGGCGCUGCAGCUCAACUACCUUUCCGAUCUGGUCUAUCUGGAUUGUAGCAACAACUCACUGACAGAAAUCUCCGAGUCCACUUUCGGGAACUUGAGGAAACUCGCUUAUCUGGACUUGUCAUUCAACAGCCUGCUGCAGAUCGAGGACCGGACUUUCGGGCCCCUAGCGUCUCUGGUGAUGCUUCGGCUGACGGAUAACCCGAGUCUGGGGGAGAUCCACCCGGAUGCCUUCGCAGAGAACAUGGCUCUGCAGGUGCUCGAUGUGAGCCGGAACAACCUGACGACCCUCAACAUUAGCAGCCUGAUCGCCCUGCCUGCUCUGAGGUCUCUGGGGCUCAGCGGCAACCCAUGGAGAUGCGACUGUGACACAGAGGACCUCUGCCUUUGGGUGCAGAUAGAGGGAUACAAGUUCCAAGAUGAGGGCCAGACAGUUUGCCACAACCCUCCGGAGCUGGCUGGCCAGCGGUUGGCGGAGGUCGGCAUGCAGUUGCGGGCAGAUUGCCACCAAGGCCUGGGCUACUGGGACUACCUCUUCUUCAUCGCCAUCGGCUUUGUCAUCUUCUCGGCCGGCACGGUGUCGGCUUGGGUGAUGGGCGUGCUCAUGGUGCUGUACGAACGCUACAGCAAGCGAAAGAGCGAGGAACUGGACAGCGAUGACGAGGACGAAAGGGGAGGGAUGGGUGGAGGUGGGGGAGGUGGAGGGGGUGGUGGGAACCAGGGGAAUGGUGAUCUGAGCAAGCCUGGCAUGCAAGUGUGACAGACUGAUGUGAAACAACAUUGGAAGAGGAAGAAAGAAAAGACAGAGAGGAGCAACUUGAAGUGAUGAGAGGAGUCUGAGACCAAAGGCUCUGCUAUGAACUAAGAUCUGCCUGUCUCUCUUUGUUACAGAUUUAGAUAUUGCAAUAUGCUCCUUAACAUAUAAGAAAGUGAGUGUGUAUGCGUAUGUGUUUGCGCGCGCGUGUGUGAGUGUGUGUCUGCGAGAGAGAAAGAGAGACAGACAGAGACAGCAAUAAGGAUGACUAUGCCUUCACUUCAGGAGAAACAGAACGACCUCUGAGAUUAUUGAGAGCAAUAACCCCCCCCCCCCACCACCACCACCACCACCACACACACACACACACACACACACACACACAUACACACAUACAUACAAACAAACAUACACACACACUUUGCACAGAUAGUCUACGGAGCUGCUGGUUUCUCUGAGUGGGUGGAUGUACCUUUAUACUAUAUGUAAAGUACUCUUCAGUAACACCCAGUAAAACAAGACACGUGAGUGACGCAUUCAAACACACACACACACACACACACACACACACACACACACACACACACACACACACACACACACACACACACACACACAGUAUAAUCAUACAAAAUACAUAAGAAGGUACUGGGAGUCACAACGAGAGCUUUGCCUUAUCUCCAAAGUUAAAGGGGGAUCUAGUUUCGUAUUUAAAUGUGAUUUUCCUGAAAGCCUUAAGGCAACUCACUUGAAAUAUUCUACAGUCACCGCUGUUUCCUAUAGACAGAAUCUGUCCACAGAGAACAAACACACAUUUUGGGUCAUAACAGAUCGAACAAUGUCAGACACUGUCAAAAUAAUGUGAAUGUACAAAAAAAGAACAAAGAGGUGGUCCAACUAAGCUUGCCGUGUUACUCUUAACAUUAAAAGGCACCCUGUGGAGCUGUCUAAAUGGUAAAUGGUGCUAUGGAGCAACAUUUUCUUUGGGACAUUUGUCAGUUUUGCUGUACUGGCUGACACAUAACGUGCUGAGGGUUUUAAGCAAAACUAGAAGGUUUCUAGUUAUCAAUGCAUGCCCAUGUCUUAAGUCGGCAGGUAUUUAUAUAAGUAUUUAUAUAAGCCUAGAGGAUAGAUGCAAAUGAAUUUAUUUGAAUGUAAAAAAAAUAACUCCCUUUGUUGACAAGAAAACUGCACAGGGUGCCUUUACAAAGCAACUUAACACCAGCUGAAAAUCAGACUUUGUGGUUACUAUAUCCAGACAGUAAUGCAAAUUUGUAGCCCAAUUUUUUCCGGAAUUCCUGACCAGAGACCUUUUGGAGUGUUGGGACCAAAAAUGUCUGCAAGAAUCUGAAACACUCUGUGACAUCUUGAGAAUGAGUUUCCACAACAUAUCCUUGAUGUUGACCUAAAGGAAAGCAAAACAAAGACAGAUUAAAAGAUGUUAAAGUGAAAUCACACAAGUUGUAAAAGACAGAACGGUUUCGACCCUUUUAAAAAGUACUACUCAAACAUUCUGGGAAAUGUGCUGAAUUAAUAGUGUUAAUUUCACCUAUUUAUUUGAAGGUAGCUACAGUUUCCCCAGUAUUUCACAAAAAUCUGAUGUUGUCAUUUCCUGCUGUUUCUUACUAGAGCGGAUGGUUCACUUGACAUUUAAAGACGUGCUUUUACGUGCCGUUGCCCCAACGUCUCCAACUCAGAUAGGGGCUGUGCAGAACAGUGACUGAGGUGCUUUUCAGCCUGAUGUUAAGUUGCUCCCAAAGCUCGUUUCUCUGUAAUAACAGACAGGAGAAGUCUACCUAUAGUGACACUAAGUGACUGUCAAAUCUCAUGUUUACUGUGUGUAUGUCUGACUUCAUGUUUCUGUGUGUACAGUAUAUGGUUUGCCACACCGUGAGUCGCGCUGCAGUAGUUGCUUGCCGUAGUCUCCAUCUUGCUAUUGUGCACGUGGGAGAAGUUUGUCUUUCUCUUUGUGGCAGGAUGCCUGUUGUGAAAGUCAGACAGUGUUUGUCAGGCUUUCACCCAGGAAGUCUGGAGUUUGAGCAAAGUAUUCAAUUAUUAUUUUAAACUUAAAGUCAAAGUUUAAUUAGUUGCAUUUGAGAAAAGAUGCUUUUGUUGGUUAAAUUACACAUUGCCACAACAUUAGCCACUUCUUAAGCUGUUUUCACACAUGCACUGCAGCCCUCAGCUUUUAUAGACUGACGGAGGUGAAUGUGAGAGUAUAAAGGUUUAACCCUGUCACAUCAAUCACUAUAUGCUCCCUUGUGUGUCUGUGUGAUGUCCAAUUGCACACGUGAGAAAAGCGUAGGCAACUGUGCGGUGAAUUGACCGUGAGCAAGUUGAUCUGCUGCUUCGUGCACGCUCUACCCUCAUAGCACCUAAGGCUAAUCUGCACAGAGUAUUCCUCUGUAGUAAGAAUUAUUU
This is a messenger RNA of Pelmatolapia mariae (spotted tilapia), 3882 nucleotides long. RefSeq names its product leucine-rich repeat-containing protein 52-like. Gene Ontology annotation, molecular function: voltage-gated potassium channel activity; transmembrane transporter binding; potassium channel activator activity. The transcript is spliced from 2 exons. Bases 478 to 1467 code for a protein of 329 amino acids. Gene Ontology annotation, cellular component: voltage-gated potassium channel complex. Lineage: Eukaryota; Metazoa; Chordata; Actinopteri; Cichliformes; Cichlidae. The record is from RefSeq and is a predicted model, not a curated record.